AUGACAGUAGAUCCGUCCCUCCCGGAAUCCUUGCAAGACUUGGAACCGUUUGCUUUGCAAAGCUCCGAUCAAGAGCCGCGUUAUUCUCCAGGCAAAUUUUUUGUUCGUCCCCAAGAAAUAAAUGAUCAAGACCCCCUUGUCACGGCAGACGAUGGGAUAAUUGCGACCACGACAUGGUUCAAGACUCCAAGUCUUGAUAGGCACUUGACUAAGUAUCUCAAAGCUGUCCAGCUUUUUGCCGAAACGCAUGACCAAUACUACGUCGGCGACCGUGCUUUGGGUAACUGGACGUGGCUGGAACUAGCCAUCUACGAGAAUGCAUCUUCCGAUACCCCCAGGGUCAAGGAGGGAGUGAAGCUGGUGUGGCAAAGCCACAAAAAUAUUAUGGGGUCAAAUGAAUUUGUCUGGCUUCCUGGUGAAAAGUUUGGACAGCAACAUGACCUAUUGACUAGUCUAGAAGAAGGAAAUGUUAUUGCGGUCAGGGCUUGUGCACGCUUUCGCAAUUGGCAGGUGUUCGGACGCAAUGCGCGCCUCGUACUGGAAAUCGGGGAGCACGAAAAUACCGAGCGGCCUCCCAGCUAUGCCGAAGCGGCGAGGACCACGGACCGGAUGCUGAAGCUACUCAACGCCCAGAACAUCGAGAACGAUGCAUACACCCCCGAAGUGAAAACUGUGUCUGAGCGGGCUGACACCUACACCGGCAAGGGAAAGGCUCCUCUCCGCGUGUUGUCUUUGGAUGGGGGCGGCGUGCGGGGAUAUUCAUCCCUGAUGAUUCUCAAAGAGGUUAUGAAAUCUGUAGGUCGCGAGCGGCCAUGUGAGGUUUUUGACAUGAUCGCUGGCACCAGCACGGGCGGGCUGAUCGCGCUGAUGCUGGGACGGCUGAAGAUGACAGUUCAAGAGUGCUUGGACGAAUACAGCGCGCUCAUGGAGCAGGUGUUUGGCUCUGGCUGGUUGAAUGAUUAUGGCGGCAAGCAAGUUCGCUAUAUCGCGACCGGUGAUUUCCAUUCUGCUGCUAAAUUUGAGGAGGUGACCAAGGGCCUCCUCCGCCGAAGACUCCGGGUAGAGAAACCCGAGGAUGCUCUUCUCUUGGAUGAAAAAGAUUCAUGCAAAAUUUUCCUCAUGGCGGUGCGCCAGGAGAGCGGCAGCAACCGCGCACCCGUUUUCCUCCGUUCAUAUAAGAGCGAUUCUGAUCCACCAGACCCUAACCUUGCCAAUAUCAAAAUUUGGGAGGCGGCGCGCGCUACGUCAGCCGCACCAGGGUACUUUGAACCUAUGCAAAUAGGCAAAAUCAAGCUCGUGGACGGUGGGCUUUUAGCCAAUAACCCGGUGGGAUGGCUCUGGACCGAGGUCCUAUCUGAAUACGGCCAGUUGCGAGCGGCAGACUGCUUCUUGAGCAUUGGGACUGGGAUGGCGCCGAACGUGCCAGUGUCGCAGCCCGGACUUACCUUUUACAAAGCAAUGCUGAGCUUUGCUUCCAUUGCUACGAACACUGAGAGUACCCAUCUGCUGUUCAGCGGGCUGAUCAAUGCUUUCGCUCCUAACCCGGGUAAAGAGAAGUAUUGGCGAUUGAAUGUUGCCAAGGAGGCCCCUGAGAAAAGCAAAUGGAAGAAAAUAUGGGAUGGCAUCAGGGGAUCUGAACAACCGAUGUUGAAUGACUAUGCUGAUCCGGGGGACCUGGAUAAUGUGAAGGCCAUCGAGAAGUUGAAGAAGUGGACGAACGAGUGGAUUGCGGUGCAGAAAGACUUGAUUUCUGGAUGCAGCGCGGCCAUUAGCAAGAGCUUGGAAGUCAGAGAUGAAAAGUGA
This is a messenger RNA of Aspergillus chevalieri, 1803 nucleotides long. RefSeq lists its product as uncharacterized. The coding region runs from base 1 to 1803 and encodes 600 amino acids. Lineage: Eukaryota; Fungi; Ascomycota; Eurotiomycetes; Eurotiales; Aspergillaceae. Gene Ontology annotation, cellular component: membrane. The transcript is spliced from 8 exons. The record is from RefSeq and is a predicted model, not a curated record. Gene Ontology annotation, biological process: arachidonate metabolic process.